CCAACUUUUUUAUUUUUGUCCUUUUAAAUCUCUCUCUCUCUCUCUCUCUCUCGUAAAUUAUCAGACCGAGUACAUUUAUUGUAAUUCCAAACUUUAUAAAUGAGCCAGCUCUGUUUCUUCUAUUGCAGAGUAGUAUAUAUAAACUAUAUAACAUUAUAUAAUUCAUUUCAUCUUCUUAUCUUUUCACAGUGGAAGAAAGAAGAAUCGAGUUUUAUAUAAGCCUUGUUUGAGUAAAGCAAACAAGAUAGAGUAAAGCCGUGAUCUUUUCGACUCAUCUCUCUCCUCUUCCAAUCCUUUUGUGUGCAUCUAAUCCAUUUCUUUGGUCCCUCUGUUUUCUUUGUUAUUAUUAUUUUUUAAAAACACGAAUCGAUUUCCAUGCUCAAUCUAGUUCUCCUUUUUCUUUAUCGAACAAAAUUGUUGGUUAUAAACUAAAAUCUCUCACUGAAGAAAAAUAUUCAACAGAAACAAAGAUUAAGAGUAUCAAAAUGGUGACUGGUUGGAGAAGAGCUUUUUGCACUUCCAUUACCAAGAAACAGGACACCCCAGUUUUACCAGAAAAACAACAGCAGCAAAGCAAUGGCACCAAAACUCCAAGAUUUAGCUCAAAGUUUGGAUUUUUCUCCAACCCAUCGACUCCGAGGUUGCAAUCUCAACCCGUUUCAAGCCCAAGUCUUCGUUGCCGAACCACUUCCAACCCAGUUUCUUCACUUCCUAAUAGCCCCAAACUUCAUUGCAAAACAUCCCAUCUCUCCAAUCCUUCAUCACCUAAAUCCCCUUCCAGUUUCUCCCUCCUUAAGGCAACUCUUCGCCUCUCCAAAGGUGGUCGAUGUGGAAUCUGUUUACAAAGCGUGAAAACGGGUCAAGGCACGGCGAUUUUCACGGCGGAGUGUUCCCACUCCUUUCAUUUCCCUUGCGUCGCCGCCCACAUAAAAAAGCAACAAUUACUGAACUGCCCCGUCUGUUCCACCUCCUGGAAGGAGCUCCCUUUACUCUCCCUUGAACAACAACCUAGUAAAACAUCACUCGAGAACAUCAACACGAAGUCGUUUCGGGUCUACAACGACGAUGAGCCAUUGGCCUCCCCGGUUUCUGUUUCUCAGUUUAAUCCCAUUCCGGAAUCCGACGAAACCGAAAACGACGACGUUGAAGAGGAAUUCCAAGGAUUCUCUGUGACUCCUACGAUUGCGAAAGAAAUUGGAGUUCAUCCAAGAAAUGUAGAGGUUAGGUUGCUACAAGAGGCAGCGAUGGUGGCAGUGGGGAGGAGCCAUGAGAGUUAUGUGGUGGUUAUGAAAGUGCACGCUCCAACGGCGACGCGGAGAGUGAGGAGGGCUCCGUUUGACUUGGUUACGGUAUUGGACGUUAGCGGGAGCGGGAUGCGGUUGCAGAUGGUGAAACGCGCGAUGAGGUUAGUUAUCUCUUUGCUUAACGAAACGGACCGUUUGUCGAUCGUGGUCUUUUCGUCGAGUUCGAAGCGGUUGUUGCCGUUGAAAAGGAUGAGUUCAAACGGACGGAGAUCCGCUAGAAGGAUUGUUGACGCGCUGGGAAGCAGCGGGCAAGGGAUGAGUGUGAAGGACGCGCUUAAAAAGGCGGCCAAAGUGUUGGAAGAUCGCAGAGAGAAAAACGCCGUUGCCAGCAUCUUGAUCUUAUCCGACGGUCAGGAUAAACAAUGUGAAAUGAAUUCCACCAAUCAGAACCUCCCAGUUGUUUCAACCACGCGCCUGGCACAAUCAGAGAUCCCCGUGCACUCCAUAGGUUUCGGCACAUGCAGUCAGGCUCCAAACGACGACGCUUUCUAUAAAAUCGUGAAUGGGCUUGUGAGCGUGGUGGUUCAGGAUGUCAGACUCCAACUGGGAUUCGUAUCCGGGUCAGCGCCAGCAGAGAUUUCGUCGGUCUAUUCAUUGACAACCCGACCGUCUUACGUCGGGUCGAAUUCGGUUCGGAUCGGGGACUUGCACUCGGGCGAGGAGAAAGAGUUACUGAUGGAGCUGAAAGUACCUGUAUCGUCCAGCGGGUCCCACAGGGUGAUGUCCGUACGAUCCUCUCACAAGGAUCCAUUUACCCAUGAGAUGGUCUACUCGAGGGAUCAAAGGUUGUUAAUACCUAGACCAUCGCAAUCGGUCCGAUCCUCAUCUCACACCAUGCAACGGCUGAGGAACCUCCACGUCAGCACACGUGCCGUCGCGGAGUCUCGCCGUUUGGUGGAGCGGAACCAUUUAUCGGGAGCGCAACAUUUGCUCACCUCGGCUCGGGCCUUGUUGCUGCAAUCUGGUUCCAGUUCAGCUGAGGAAUUUAUUCGCCGGCUGGAAACUGAAUUAGCCGAGUUGAACGGGCAGCGCCAUAGACAGAGGGCAAAUAAUAACAAUAAUAGUCAGGUGGAAGAGAAGGCCGAGCCGAUAACACCGACGUCGGCUUGGAGAGCCGCGGAGCGAUUGGCUAAAGUGGCGAUAAUGAGGAAGCAUCUGAACAGAGUGAGCGAUUUGCAUGGAUUUGAAAAUGCCAGAUUUUAAUAUUUUUUUUUUACCCACUAUUUUCAUUUUGUAAUUGUAACACAAAAAAUUAAAAAAAUGUCUUGAAUGGAGAAAAUUUAUAUAUAUUAAUAAUUCAAAAAAGAAAAAAAAGGAAGCGAUGUUGACUUCACUGAGGACAAAGAGGACCAGAUUGAUAGGCCCUUUCUGCAGGAGGACAGUGAGUGAGAUGAGAGUUCAGAUAAA
Gossypium arboreum is the source of this 2711-nucleotide messenger RNA. RefSeq names its product probable E3 ubiquitin-protein ligase EDA40. Lineage: Eukaryota; Viridiplantae; Streptophyta; Magnoliopsida; Malvales; Malvaceae. The record is from RefSeq and is a predicted model, not a curated record. Bases 486 to 2507 code for a protein of 673 amino acids. The transcript is spliced from 2 exons.